AUGAAGUUACAUUCACCAAGUUGUUUCAUUUAUUUUUUGUGUCUUUUGUGCCAAAGUAACCUUUUAUUUGUUUCAUCGAUUCCUCUACAAGUUACAUCGACAUUACCAACUUUAGUAACAAAUGGAAACUCGUCGACUUCAGAUAAUUAUAUUACAACUGAAUGGCCAAGAAUCGACAAAGUUGAACCUCGAGUUUUUGCUAUCGGUUGCAUUUUCUGUUUAGAGUAUGGUGAACUUUCUUUUCCCGCGAGGUGUUUUUGGGAUGUCGUUGAGAAGGCCAUCAAAGCUCGUAAUUCCGUAGUGGGAACUGUUUCACGUCCUUUCAAUUGGUCAACAGAUAAAUUUUUCACUGGUUUGGAAACAUUAUAUGGACAUGCUUUGAAACUCAUCCUCAAAACAAAGAAAAUGUUCAAGUCUAAAUGUGAACAAGACUCUAGCUGUGAACUUGAUUAACCUACAUCUUGAUGUAUCUAGUAAAAUUACAAUCUUAAUCUUUA
Messenger RNA from Tetranychus urticae (two-spotted spider mite), 497 nucleotides. RefSeq lists its product as uncharacterized. Lineage: Eukaryota; Metazoa; Arthropoda; Arachnida; Trombidiformes; Tetranychidae. The record is from RefSeq and is a predicted model, not a curated record.